Molecule: messenger RNA, 840 nt
Organism: Cucurbita pepo subsp. pepo (vegetable marrow)
Lineage: Eukaryota; Viridiplantae; Streptophyta; Magnoliopsida; Cucurbitales; Cucurbitaceae
Gene: RNS1
Product: ribonuclease 1
Biological process (GO): RNA catabolic process
Cellular component (GO): extracellular region
Molecular function (GO): ribonuclease T2 activity; RNA binding
Source: RefSeq, a predicted model, not a curated record
CCAAUACGCAUCAGCCAUGUGUUCCUUCACUCGCUUUGUUCUUAUCAACCUUGUCAUCUUCCAAUGCCUCUCGCUUCUCUGCCUCGCCCAAGACUUUGAUUUCUUCUACUUUGUUCAAAGUUGGCCUGGUUCUUACUGUGAUACGGGAAGAAGCUGCUGCUAUCCCCGCGCUGGAAAACCGUCUGCUGACUUCAAAAUCCAUGGCCUUUGGCCUAAUUACAAUGAUGGCACUUACCCCUCUAAUUGCGACUCAUCCAACCCCUUCGAUCGAACUCAGAUAUCAGAUUUGGUGAGCAGCAUGCAAAGGAACUGGCCAUCACUAGCGUGUCCAAGCAGCGACAGCACGAAAUUCUGGGCGCAUGAGUGGGACAAACAUGGGACAUGCGCGGAGUCCGUGCUCGACCAACAUGGAUACUUUGAGACGAGCCUGAAGCUUAAAAGCCAAGCCAACAUCCUGCAAGCUCUGGAAACAGCAGGAAUAAACCCAGAUGGAAGUUAUUACAGUUUGGAUAAGAUUAAGAGUGCCAUAGAAGAAGGAGUUGGGUACAGCCCUGGAAUCACCUGCAACGUGGAUGAUUCCGGCAACCGUCAACUGUACGAGGUUUACUUGUGCGUGGAUUCUUCCGCCUCUGGUUUCAUAAAUUGCCCAAUUUUCCCGAGCGGACAAUGUGGCUCUACCCUUGAGUUUCCCAAAUUUUAGGAACUCGAUGGUCUUAUGUUUAUCUUAUUUCUUGCAUUUUGUUUUCAUGUUGGGAAAGUUCUCUAUUUGUAAUCAGAAUUAAAUAAGUUACAAAGGAAAAGAAAAUGGAAAUGGAGAGAACAUUUAUAUAAGAUAUUUGU